This is a messenger RNA of Ascochyta rabiei, 1818 nucleotides long. RefSeq lists its product as uncharacterized. Gene Ontology annotation, molecular function: ferroxidase activity; copper ion binding. The record is from RefSeq and is a predicted model, not a curated record. Gene Ontology annotation, biological process: reductive iron assimilation; cellular response to iron ion starvation. NCBI's taxonomy places the organism in Eukaryota, Fungi, Ascomycota, Dothideomycetes, Pleosporales, Didymellaceae. The coding region runs from base 1 to 1818 and encodes 605 amino acids. Gene Ontology annotation, cellular component: high-affinity iron permease complex. The transcript is spliced from 7 exons.
AUGCUCACCGCGUUGUGGUCGCUGUCGCUUUUCAUCUAUGGCGCCGCCUGCGUCAAGGUCACGAACCUCGAUUUCAAUGUCACGUGGGUCAACCGCAAUCCUGACGCCCUACACGACAGGCCUGUAAUGGGCAUAAACAACCAAUGGCCCAUACCUGCUCUUCAUGUCACGAAGGGCGAGCAGUUGGUAGUCACGGUGCGGAAUCAUCUAGGCAACGAGACAACCAGCUUGCAUUGGCAUGGCCUUUACAUGAACGGUACUGCCCAUAUGGAUGGCCCGCCAGGCAUAACACAGUGCGAGAUCCCGCCUGGUGAUAGCAUUGUCUAUGACUUCAAAAUUGAUCAGCCAGGCACAUACUGGUUUCACUCCCACACAAGAGGUCAAUAUCCCGACGGACUUCGUGCUCCGCUCAUUGUACACAACCCGGAGGAUCCCUUUAAAGAUGAUUUCGAUGAGGAAGUUGUGCUGUCAUUCUCUGAUUGGUACCACGAUCUGAUGGUGCCGCUUCUGAAGUCUUUCAUCAGCGUCACGAAUCCAACUGGCGCUGAACCCGUGCCCAAUUCGGCUCUAAUCAACGAUUCGCAGAACGUCACCAUUGCUGUUCAGCCAGGGCGGACGUAUUUGAUACGCAUGGUGAACAUGGCUGCUUUUGCAGGCAUAUACGUGUGGUUUCAAGACUGCUCAAUGAGAGUCGUCGAAGUGGAUGGCAUCUACACUAAGCCCACUGAAGCAAGUAUGCUCUAUCUCACGGCGGGGCAACGGUAUUCUGUACUUCUCACUAUCGACAGCAACAGUCUGGCCAACAUUCCCUUUGUAGCAAGUAUGGAUGAGGAAUUGUUUGAUGAGAUUCCAGAUGGCUUGAACUCUAAUGUGACUGGGUGGCUCGUGGUUGACAGCACACAAGAAUUGCCCUCACCCGUGGAAAUUGAUCUUUUCGAUCCCUUGGAUGAUUUUUCGAUCCAACCGCUCGAUCAAUUGGCUGCACUCGACACUGUUGAUAGAACAGUCACGUUAGAUCUCAAGAUGGAUAACCUAGGAGAUGGCGCAAACUAUGCUUUCUUCAACGACAAUACCUACGUUGAACCGUGGGUCCCGACCCUUUACACAGUCAUGUCUUCUGGCGAAGAUGCCAGCAACCCAAUCGUGUAUGGCAGUCACACCAACUCGUUCGUGCUGGGUGGGAACGAGACAGUUGAAAUCAUUAUCAACAACAACGACGAUGGGAAACAUCCGUUCCAUCUUCACGGACAUGCCUUCCAAGUCAUAGCGCGCUCAGACGAAGACGCCGGAAGCUAUUUGGCAGAUACUGCAGCGAAAGUAGCAUCCGUUCCCAUGAGACGCGAUACUGUACUGGUUCAACCCAAUGGCCAUGCGAUUCUCAGAUUCCGCAGCGACAACCCUGGAGUCUGGCUGUUUCACUGCCACAUCGAAUGGCAUGUUGCCUCCGGCCUCAUCGCAACCUUUAUCGAAGCGCCGCUCGAGAUUCAGAAAUCGACCAUUAUCCCACCCGAGCACUACAGUCUCUGCGCAAGAAACAGCCCGCCGAUUUCUACUCUAGGGAACGCUGCUGGUAAUACCGUUGAUCUGCUCGAUCUCAGAGGCGAACCUGCGCCCCCGGCACCCUUGCCUGCCGGAUUUACUACUAAAGGAAUUUUCGCGCUAGUAGUUAGUACCCUGAAUGGACUUGCGAUGGUAGCGGCUAUUGCGUGGUAUGGACUAUCACAAGCUCCAGCUUCAGAGUCUGGCCCAGCGGGUGCAGAAGUACCAGAGGGCGAGAAUCAGCCCCUUUUGCGGACGACAGACCAGCGGGAAGAAUGA